Molecule: messenger RNA, 1059 nt
Organism: Symbiodinium sp. CCMP2592
Lineage: Eukaryota; Dinophyceae; Suessiales; Symbiodiniaceae
Source: the annotation of a GenBank genome assembly
AUGGAGAGGGGGCCGCCAGCUGAGCCGGAAGAUCAAGGACGAGAUGUGGCAGACAUGGAAGCAGUUCAACCUGCAUCAACCGACGAUCUGCAACAAGGCCCUGCUGAGGACUCGAUGGCGGUGUGGCGGUCCCGCCACCGCCAGUGCAUGAACAUCCUCGUGCGAGAGGAAUGGGAGCAAGAGCGCCGAAUGGAGCAGCUCAGGGAAAUGACAGACAAGCUGCGCGAGGAGACUGAGCGCAGGAUCGAAGCGGAGGACAAAGUUAAAAGCCUCAUAGGGGUACUCGACUCUAUCGGACGUGGGACGAGAAUGGGGGAGUUGGAGCUGAAGGUCGCCAGUCUCUCAGUCAAGAGCCACGUCUUGGAGGAGAACGCAAAGAAGCACAAAGAGCAAAUUCGUGCAACUGUGGAGGAGAAGAACGAGUUGAAGCGCCGUUACGGCGAGCUCCUGACUGACAACGAUCGCUUGCUCGAGGAGAAUGCGAGCUUGAAGCAGAAGUGUGAGAACCAGUACAAGCAGCUGGAGGAACUGCACCUGGAGCGCCUUCGAGAGGGCCUCAAGACCAUGCUCGAGAUCCAAGGAAUUGAUUACGAGGACACGUUCACUUCGCGCCCCGAUGCGGAUCCUGUGCUGGAGGAAGAGGCAGAGGGCAGCUCGGUGCUAUCGAGUGCAGAACACCCGAACAACACGGAUCAGGAAGGCUCUGACUCAGUGCCUACGCCACAGAAUCAUCUUCCGGAGCCGGUUGAUCCAACAUUGCACACGGGAGUUCAUCUCCAAGGGAAAACCGCAGAGCAGCAUCGAAUGGAAGACGAGGAGUCGCUGCAGGAGACUGCAAUCGGCUCUUCCCGAGAAGAGGCGGCAGAGGAGAGCUCCAUACUAUCAAGUGAAGAAGUACCGCACAUCAUGGAUCAGGAAGGCCCUGACUCAGUGCCGACGCCACUGAAUCAUCUUCCGGCGCCGCUUGAUCCAACACUGCACACAGGAGUGAAUCUCCUGAGCAGCUCCUUUCUUCCUUUCGGACUUCGGGCUGGUUGGCUCCAAGCAGCCGCAGUCUGA